AUGGUCACCCAGGACCUCCCCGUCGAGAUCCUCAGCAUGAUCUUCGACCAGCUAUCCCCCACCGACACCUUCCACUUCUGCUGCGCCAUCGCCCACCUGCCCCAGUGGCGCUACGUCUACGACUUCAUGGUCAACCUCCCCUUCAAAUUUGAGUACGACCCCGUCGACUGGCGGAUCGAGAAGAUGCUCCUGAUAUUUAAGAACGUUGAGCUCACGCCACUAAAGGAUUUUGAUGCGUUUUUCUCCCGUAAGCUCUACGAGCGGAUGGUGGGCGAUGUCGCCAGCCGCUAUAACGUGCGGCGCAUCAGCUGGAACGACGACUCGCUUUUGAACGGCGGUUUCAAAGCGCUGUCGUACCAAUUGUUUACCUGCGCAUUGAUUGACCAAAUAUCGCUAGAGUUCUUCCCCAUUGAACUUCUCCAGACGCUAAAAGUGUUGCACUUGGUCGACAUUUCCGAUCGGAUCAAUUUGUUUUAUACCCGAGUCGAGGAAUUGACACUCCACAAUUGUACUAUACUUUUAAAGGGGCUACCCCGCUCAUUAAGGAAACUCACUAUGGCCGACGGACGCUAUAGUAUUGGGGAAAACGACCCGAACUUGCCCCUGCUAUCUCCCAUCGUGUUCCCAGAAUUCACUCAUUUCUCGAUAUCUCGAGUACGGCUCGUGUGGAAACCCGCCGUCGACUUCGCCUACUGCUGGCCCCACCUUACUGAUGUCUACUGGUUCAAGUCGUCGGUGAAUUUUGUCCUUGACGACCUUUUGGACGUGAACCCUAACAUCAGGUAUAGCGGCGACUUCGAAGUGAUGAUGGAGAAUAUUUACCGCAACCCGAAAGUGUUUCGGCUCCGAGAAAAGCUCUCGUCCGUGGUGGAGUUGACGGGGCUUCCCCCAACACUAGAAGUUUUGGAUUUGACUGAUUGCUCAAUUAAAGGCGUCGAGGGUAUUAGUGGUUCCAGUCUCCGUGAAAUACGAUUACUGAAUAACCAGAUCCGCCAACUCCCCUCAAUAAACCAACCGCUAUUAGUGGAGUUUCACGCCGCUAACAAUAAGCUUACCGACUUGGAAGGGUUAGAAACUCAGAUUCACUUACGCCACGUCGAUUUACUGAAUAACCGGCUCCGCAAGAUCCCGUUGCUUCCUCAGAGACUCCGUUAUUUAGACGUGUGCUACAACCAGAUCACCGUGUUUGACAUCAAUGAGACGUUCCAGAACCACGACUUGAAGCCCCUAGACUUGGAGUAA
Messenger RNA from Diutina rugosa, 1242 nucleotides. Its product is annotated as leucine-rich repeat domain-containing protein. The record is from RefSeq and is a predicted model, not a curated record. The coding region runs from base 1 to 1242 and encodes 413 amino acids. Gene Ontology annotation, biological process: neuron projection regeneration. The transcript has a single exon. NCBI's taxonomy places the organism in Eukaryota, Fungi, Ascomycota, Pichiomycetes, Serinales, Debaryomycetaceae. Gene Ontology annotation, molecular function: protein binding.